Messenger RNA from Carassius carassius (crucian carp), 5476 nucleotides. RefSeq names its product voltage-dependent calcium channel subunit alpha-2/delta-1-like. The record is from RefSeq and is a predicted model, not a curated record. The transcript is spliced from 40 exons. Bases 275 to 3556 code for a protein of 1093 amino acids. Lineage: Eukaryota; Metazoa; Chordata; Actinopteri; Cypriniformes; Cyprinidae. Gene Ontology annotation, molecular function: voltage-gated calcium channel activity. Gene Ontology annotation, cellular component: L-type voltage-gated calcium channel complex.
CCGCCACAGCGCGCACAGUCUAAAACAGACUCGUUAACGUACUGGAAAACCGGAGAGACACGGAAACGCCCCACACCGCACUCCCCCUGCCAGUCUCCACAUCUCUGGAGACACAUCUGAACUAAUUCAACAGGGCAAAGGCAGAAGUAGGCUAGCUGGAGGGACCAAAAGCAUCUGUGAUUUGUUUGUGGAAGUAGCGACGCUCAUGGCGGAAGCUUGGCUGCUCUAAGAGGGUCACUUCAGUGGAUUUUAGUGGAAGAAACUCGUCUGUUGGAUGUCAGUCAGAAGAAUAAUGGAUGCGCUCAGAUUGUCCGCUGCUCUUCUUCUACUUCUGUCUUUAUUUAGCCAUGGAAGUGCUAUACAGUUCCCCGACUCACAUCUGACCCGGAAAUGGGCGAUGCAGAUGCAGGAGGAGCUAGUGCAGUUGAUGGAUGCUGAGACCGGUAUACAAAAGCUCCAAGAAAUUUUCCUCCAGUCUCAAAGAUACUAUGACGUGAAGCAAAACAACCCUACACAGCUGGUGGCAAAAGCUGCACUUGAAAUCAAGAACCUUCUUGCCAACCGUUCCAAAGCUCUAAAAGCGCUGGCGACGGCUGCAGAGAACCUGCAGAAGGAGCACCAGUGGAAGGAUGAUCUUGAUGUGAAUGACACUAUCUACUACAAUGCCAAGGACAAGUUUGACAUUAAUGACACGGAAACACACCAGAACCGUUUCAAAGUUGAAUUCAAAGAGGAUCCAGUUUUCAAACGCCCUGUUUCAUACAACACAACAGCAGUGCACAUUCCUACGGAUAUCUACGAGGGCUCCACUAUAAUCCUGAAUGAGCUAAACUGGACUGCGGCUCUAGAUGAAGUCUUCAAGAAGAACAGGGAGAAUGACCCGUCCCUCCUCUGGCAGGUGUUUGGCAGUGCAACUGGCCUGGCUCGAUACUUCCCAGCUUCCCCUUGGGUUGACACAAGGAGCACACCAAAUAAGAUCGACCUGUAUGAUGUACGCCGAAGGCCCUGGUAUAUCCAAGGUGCAGCUUCACCUAAAGACAUGUUGAUCCUUGUGGACGCGAGUGGAAGCGUAUCGGGUCUGACACUGAAGCUCAUUCGCACUUCCGUCAGUGAGAUGCUGGAGACUCUCUCCGAUGAUGAUUACGUCAACAUCGUCUCUUUCAACAAUUCGGCCAAGUCGGUCGCCUGCUUUGAAAACCUGGUCCAAGCAAAUGUCCGCAAUAAAAAGAUUCUGAAGGAGGCGGUACAGAAGAUCACAGCGAAUGGCACCACUGACUAUAAAAUCGGCUUCAAGGAGGCUUUUGAGCAGCUCUCCUCAGUUAAUGUCACAAGAGCAAACUGUAACAAGAUUAUCAUGUUAUUCACCGACGGAGGAGAGGACAGAGCCUCAGAGAUCUUUGAAGAGUACAACUCUAAGAAGAAGGUUCGAAUCUUCACCUUUUCUGUGGGCCAGCAUAACUAUGAUAAGAUGCCAAUUCAGUGGAUGGCUUGCAAUAACAAAGGUUAUUAUUAUGAGAUCCCCUCUAUUGGAGCCAUCAGGAUCAACACCCAGGAGUACCUGGAUGUGUUGGGUAGGCCCAUGGUGAAGGAAGACAAUAAUGCAAAAACUGUGCAGUGGACCAACGUUUAUGUGGACGCUCUAGAAUUGGGCCUUGUGAUUACAGGCACUCUGCCAGUGUUCAAUAAGACCAGCACCAGGAACAGUCAAGACAAGAAUAAGGACCGGAGCCAGUUGAUUUUGGGGGUGAUGGCCAUAGACGUGUCUCUGGAUGACAUCAAGAGACUGACUCCACAUUACACUCUCGGACCAAACGGAUAUUACUUCGCCAUCGACCCCAACGGCUAUGUGCUGCUUCAUCCCAACCUUCAACCAAAGGAUCUCAAAUCUCAGGAACCCGUGACACUGGACUUCUUGGAUGCAGAACUGGAGGAUGAAGUGAAAGUGGAGAUCAGAAGAAGUAUGAUAGAUGCUCAGAAGGAUCAAAAGAGAUUCCAAACACUUACGAAGUCUCAAGAUAAGCGCUACAUAGACAGAGGCAUCAGAACCUACACUUGGGCUCCAGUCGAUGAAACAGACUACAGUCUUGCUUUAGUUCUACCUGAUUACAGUGUCAGCUACAUCAGGGCCACUAUACUAGACACCAUCUCUCAGGCCAAAUCUUGGAAACUCUCAGAAAAUUCUGUUUCUGAAAGCCUGCAGGUGGACAAAUUUGAAGAGUAUGGAUAUACUUUAAUAGCACCCAGAGAUUACUGUACAGACCUGAAAGCCCAGUGUGACAACAUCACACAAUUUCUCAUCGACUUCAACGAAUACAUAGACAGAAAGACCCCCAACAACCCGCUGUGUAAUAUGGAGCUAAUAAACAGACUGCUGCUGGAUGCUGGCAUCACCGCUGAACUGGCCAAAUACUGGAGCGAACAGGGACUGAGUGAGAGAAUCAAGGCUAAGUUUGUGGCGACAGACGGCGGUGUUACUAGAGUCUAUCCUGCAAGUGCUGGUUCAGAAUGGACCGAACAGGCAGAAACAUACAAGUCUAGUUUCUACAAGAGAAGUCUGGACAACGAUGUUUAUAUAUUUACAUCAGCACCAAAUGCAAACAAUGAAACUCAAGAUUCAGUUUUAGCGAGCAGAGCGAUGGACCUGAGAGUUGAUGAAUUCAUGCUGAAGCCAGCAGUGGUUGGAGUAAAACUGGAUGUACUGACUUGGAUGGAAAACUUUAUAAACGCUACAAUUACGCCUAAUUGUGUUGGUGAAAUCUGUGGGUGCAGGAGGAGCGAUGUCAAUCUGGACUGCUUUCUUCUGGACGAUGGAGGUUUCCUUGUCAUGACCAAUAAGGAGCUCUCUAUGAUCGGACAGUUUUUCGGUAUGAUUGACCCCACUCUAAUGAGAAAUCUGAUAAACGAAUCCCUGUUCUCAGUCAACAUAACCUACGACUACCAGGCCCUCUGUGAACCCACCACAGAAUCUAAAGCUGCCGCUGGUCUCAGAUCAGUCUAUGUGCCCACCAUAGCUGACAUCCUGAACAUUGGUUGGUGGGCUUCUGCAGCAGCCUGGUCAAUAUUGCAGCAGUUAUUUGUCAGCAUCACAUUUCCUAAUUUCCUUGAGGCAGCGGAUCUAGAUGAGGACCUGUCUGAAAUACCAUCCAAAGAGAGUUGCAUUAAAGAGCAGAAACAGUAUUUCUUUGGGAACAACGAGACAACUUUUAAGGGGACUGUCGAUUGUCAGAACUGCUCCAGGCAGUUCAUAGCUGAAAAGCUUCCGAAGACAAAUCUGGUGCUUAUUGUUGCAGAUCCGCAAAUUCAUUGUCAUAAUGGUGAAAAAGGUUUCUCCCAGGAAGAAAAGCCUUCUCCAGGUCCAGAUCCCUGCAAGAUAGCCCAGAACCCACGCUAUCGGAAAGGUCCGACACAUUGCUUUGACAACAAUGCAAGUGAUGAGGCCAUGUGUAGGAGAAAUGCAGGCUCUCCACUGCUCUCCUCUCUGCUCAUGUUACUGCUGCCAGUGUUCAUGUGCUGUCUCGGGAACAGAACGAGGAUUGCGGUGGAGCGUCGGGUCUGAGUCCAUCAGUCCUGUCCAUGGUCAUGCUGCAGCUGCCGCUGCUCUGGCUUCUGAUUGGACGAGGACACUGCCUCUCGUGACCUCAGCAUGGAGAUGCCACACCCCCUUAACGAUGCCAAAACGUACCAGAUCCAGCUGCACAUAUGAUCGUUCAUCCGGACUCCCACGCUUCAGCCCAGCACAUGGAGGGAGAGGCUCUGACCCAAGUACAAAACCCAAGCCGCGAUCACUCACAGCCUUUAAGGUCAAAGUAGGUCGGAGAUGAUAAAUGAGCAACGACCUUUGACAUUUGACCUGUGAGGUCAGACUCUCUCCACGUGAGCAACGGGUGGGGGGGCAGUCUUACCUGGGUGGGCAGACCUUGACACUUCAUCGUCACUUCAGUAUGAAGAAACGUCCUCUCUUUAAAACGAAAAAACAAAUGAUCCAGUCACAACACUGCCAACCAAAGUUCCGCCCUUUAACGGUGUGAUGCCUUCGACAUAUUUACACGGCUAAUUCCUCAGUAUUACAAACUGUUUAUAUGUGACUUUUACGGCCUCGUCACGUUUGCCCUGCUGAGAUUUUUAAUGGACCCCUUCGGGUCCAAUCAAAAUUCAGCCUUGUUUGUGGUCUGCAGCGCAUUACUGAAAAAAAGGACAAAUUAGCUUGUGACCCAAUGCAAAAGUCUCUUGUUUUUCCCAGUGGUCUCCACCUCUGUGCCUCGGGAAUAUCGGUUUCAUAUCUGACCGCUGUUUCGAGUGAACAAUCCCUCCCUCCAUUGUACCCGUAUUUGCUAUCACACAGUGAUUUUUAUCCGCCCAUAGUGCAUUUCAAACAUGCACUGCUGCCAAAUGUUACCUUGUGUGUGGUCUUGCUGUACUUUGCACUUGAUGCCAAGCAGGUCAUGUGGCCAAACAGCCCUUUGGUUCUUAUUUAGGGCUUUUUAAAAGGCAGCCCAUUCACACCGACCUAAAAGCUCGCAAAGUUAUGCGUCCUGGCUGUGAAUAUGAAGAGAAAACCCCCGCUGUUGCAUGUGUGUGUUUAGCUUUUUUUUGGUGCAUUAGCUGUUUAUUUUAGAUUAAGUUAUUGAAAACGAGCUAAGAGUUUUCUGCUGUAUGUUUAAUGUUGAGUUUUAUGUGCUGUAUUUAAUGUAAGUGUGUGGAUAUGCAGAUGCUAAAGGGUGAAAGGCAUUUAUGACAGUUACUAUUUCCCACACUUUAAUAUCAUCUUGCGAACUCAGAAAGGUGGGAAGGAAAUGAUCUAAUGUUUACAGAUAUUUUGAGACACUCUUUAUAAGAAAUGUUGCCCCUGGUCGUGCUGUCUUUCGGGUGUAUGAGUCUCUGGUGUGUCAUUGUUCACUUUAAUAUCAGAGGCAGAGCUCUGUCAGCCUUUCUUUCCUGUCAAUGUGCCUUGACAUGAACGGAUUCAUAUAAAAAUAAGUGAAUUAAUAUCACAAUGUGCAAUCUGACCCUUAUCACUCAAUAUUGUCAUUCUGAUCUGACAAAAAUGAACCUUCUGUCUCUUUAAAAUAUCCUGACUGGAUCUCUUUUGCCUUUUUAUUUUAAUAAUUUUAUUCAUUUUACUAUUAUUACUACUGCUACUACUGCUAUUGAUACUUUGUUUAAGUUAAAUAUAAAAAUAUGAAACGUAGUAAAAAAAAAUAGGCUAAAUUUAGAAAAAAAUUCAUUGGGGGGAUAUGAUUACUUGUUAAAUGAAUAUUAUGUCUGUAAAAAAAGCAAAGCUUCUGUCUUUUUUUCUAUUUAGUUAUUAGAUAAUACUCAGUUAUUCAACAUUCAGUUGUUUUUCAGUAAAUUAAAGUUAUUUUUAUUUUGAAGUGAAGGAUGCCUGAUGCUCAUCCAAUGCCCCGUAUAUUCAAUAUUGUAUUGAUUAUGAAUUAUGAUGAUUAAUUAAAAGCAAACAAAUGAUUUCUGCAAGUUA